UAGAUAGUUUGCCGUUUUCUCCAAGCUUUCAAGCCAGACAAUGGCGAAUUGUGAGAAUAAUCCGUGGAAGAAGAACGCGUGGGGCAAAAAUGAGGAAACUGCUGAAGAACCGAUAGUCAGUUUUGCGGAUGUCCUGAGCGAAGAAUUUAUUGAGGAUCUGAGUGUUCAAGAAAAAUUGGAAGAAGAGAGAUACAUGAAGCAACUCGAUCAAAUGUUCGGUGAUACUUCAGUUUCUGAUGAUCAACUCCCCAUAAAUACUGAAGGAAUGACUGAUGAAGAAGUUGCACUUGCUCUUCAACGCCAUUUUGACCGAGAAGCAGAUGUUGCUCGUGCUGUUGGAUCUUCGAGUUCGGUUCACUUCACACCUGACCGUUAUCAUCCAAAAACAAUGCAGGAAACAGAUUCUGAGAAUGAAGAUGAUGAUGCUUUGAGACAGGCUGCAACUGAUAUGCUCUAUGCGAAGCUUGAUGAGGAAAAUGCAACGAAUUCUCGUCUUCGACCAGAAGGUCCCAGUACUUCACGAACAAAGCAUGAUACUGGUGUCAGUGGGCGUCGUAAUGCUGAUAAAACUUUCAAUGAUCGGAACACCCUUCCAACAGGCGAUAUGGUCGGCGACAAGCUCAACAAUAAAGUUUUCAACAAACUGAUGGCAUUUGGAAAAAGUGAAUCGAAGCGUCAAAUGAGAAAUAAGGAUAAAGAAGAGAAAGCAACAAUGGAUACUUCUGUUGACAGUGACACACGUCUUCUUCUCCUUAAAUGGAUCAAUCAAGGAGUAUUUGAUUCUGUCGAUGGAAUUAUCGCAACUGGAAAAGAAUCGGCGGUUCUUCACGCUGCUCAAGACUCGGCGACCAGCUAUGCCAUCAAAGUAUACAAAACCACACUGUCCGAGUUCAAAAAUCGCUCAGAGUACGUAAAAGACGAUUUCCGCUUCAAAAAUCCGCGUGGUGUUCUCAAGAUUUGGGCAGAAAGAGAGUUUAUGAACUUGAGCCGAAUGGCGAAACAUGGACUUCCGUGUCCACAACCUGUCAAAGUUCGUCGCAAUGUUCUUGUCAUGUCAUUUCUCGGAGAUCAAGGUCUUGCCGCACCAAGACUCAAAAACGUGGAAUGGGAAUUUUUCACUGACGAUGAGCGCAGAAAUGUUUACGAUCAAGUACAAUCGAUAAUGUGUCGAAUGUACAAAGAAUGUCUUCUGGUUCAUGCGGAUCUGAGCGAGUUCAAUCUUCUCUUAACUCCUGAUAAUAAAGUUCACGUGAUCGAUGUGUCUCAAGCAAUGGAUCUAUCUCAUCCACGAUCAUUACAAUUCCUCACUCGUGACAUUCAAAAUAUUAUCACAUUCUUCACUCGUAUCGGAACUCCAAAUCUUCCAACCUACGUUCAACUAUUCAAUCUGAUUACUGACCUCGAUAUGGUAGAAGAUCAUGAUUUGCUCGUCCAAGUUGAACAAUUUUCCGAAGAGAAUAGAUCCGUAGACUUACGUCAUGAUAAAUCUCGGCCAGCUGAUAUGGAGCUCAAGAAAUAUAAUGAAGAGAAGAAAGCGAAUCGAGGCAUUUCACCGGCGAGAGAGUAUAAUUAAUCAAAUUUAAUUUAAAUAUUAUAUUUAAGUAUCGUUUGUUGUUUUUCUUUUCUAUUUUUUGCUCCUUUGGUUUGUUUACUUUAAUGUAUUGUUUAACGU
Caenorhabditis elegans is the source of this 1672-nucleotide messenger RNA. RefSeq names its product Serine/threonine-protein kinase RIO3 (gene riok-3). NCBI's taxonomy places the organism in Eukaryota, Metazoa, Nematoda, Chromadorea, Rhabditida, Rhabditidae. Bases 41 to 1573 code for a protein of 510 amino acids. The record is from RefSeq and is marked reviewed. The transcript has 5 exons. Gene Ontology annotation, molecular function: catalytic activity; protein serine/threonine kinase activity; protein serine kinase activity.